This is a messenger RNA of Neurospora tetraspora, 925 nucleotides long. RefSeq lists its product as uncharacterized. The transcript has a single exon. The record is from RefSeq and is a predicted model, not a curated record. Bases 326 to 640 code for a protein of 104 amino acids. Lineage: Eukaryota; Fungi; Ascomycota; Sordariomycetes; Sordariales; Sordariaceae.
GGGAGCGAGUUGCUCUACGGAGACCUGGCAAACCUGACGUACCCGUGCCCAGGGAAGGGAUCUGAAUGGGAAGAGCGGUAGCCACCUGGAAAAUGAUCCAUGGUCAUGUCUAUUUACAGAGGCAUUGAGCCGUUGCGUCACAGGGAUCGCAGAGCCUCGACCAACUGUUCUUGGCCGGUCCCGGAUUCCGGGGAGCAGACAAGCUGUAGGGUUAGUGAGCCGGCAGCAAAAACUUGAAGGGGAGGGAUGGGAUGGCAGAUGGGGGGAGGACCCUUUUCGUGCCAGUGAGGCUCUAGAUUCUACAGUCUCUCUGGGGUCCCUGGCCAUGGACUGUUUGGUUCUGCUCCACGGGUUCGAGCAUCCAGCCGACGAACGAACGCCGCAACCAUCUCCGGGGCUUGUCUGUCCUGAGGACCUGAGGAGUCCCAAUUUCGAAAGUGGCAUACAGUGGUGGGAAAGAGGGCUUGAAUACGGUGCGAUUUCUACAAACUACAGUACGCUCGCAAGUGCGGCAAGUGGGAAAACUGGGAGUGUUCACCGAGGAGAGGGCGGCUUGGUUGAGGGUCCAAAAGUGCUCGACUGGAAUGUGCCGGCAACUCCCGGAAACGGCAUGGGCAGGUACUUAGUAACCUGCCGCUAAGGGACCUCAUGGCGUUGCGAAUUUCUUUCAUCGGAGCAAGUGUUACGUCCAGAUCCGGGGAGCGGGCUAACAAGGUGGUGCUGCUAUCUAUCUUGAGUGUCGACUCCCAAUCUCCGUCCCGUGGUUGGCACAUGACUGGCGUUGGGCGCGGUCAUCAGUUGCAUCUUUUUUGCCAAGGUCAAGAUCAGGAAGGGAGGGAGGUUCGAUACGCCCUAGAAUCCCAGGGAUGGAGGCUGAGAAGAACCAGGAUUUGUGGUAUUAUUAUGAUUUUUUGACCCUUCCCGC